AUGUCGCGUGCCACGUCAUACGAUCCGUUCGCCUCUUCCAACCGAUCCAGUUCAAUAGUUCGAAGUACGGGCCUUGCGAGCAGUGAUUACACGCCAAAGGGCAAUUAUACGAACAGGUACUGUAUAAACGCUAGAAGAACACGAUUGAUAUUUUUUUGAAACUUGAAUUUCAGGUACGGUAGCACUGAACAAUUGAGUUCGUACCGCCCGUCCGCCUAUCGAUCCGGCUCAAUUUCUUCGGGCUCCGCCACGUCAUCAUCGUACACGCCGCGAAAUGCGAGAGCCGGAAGUGUCAGUAUUGGAGGUACGAGGAAUACUGUACUUUUGGAAAAGACAAUGUUUUUAUGGUCAAUCAAUAAUGAUUUCAUUUUGAAACUUUUACAAUUUUAAAAAAAGCGAGUUCAGAGCCUUUCAAAUUCAAAUUUAAACAUGUCUUGUGUAACAGAAGAAAUUUAGAAAGUUUACAAACAAAAUCGUGCUCACAAAUGUCUCGGGCGGUGGGGAUCCGUUGCGACCAUCUGGUCGCCUUCCGUUUCACACGUGUUUUGCAGCAUACGACCCGCCGAACAGAAGCCAUUCGGACGCGCUCAGCAGAUAUCAUCGACCCGCAAACACCGACACGUACACGCCGAGUCUGUCCCGUUACCGAUCGACGGACCUGUCCUCGACUUCCGAUUACUCGACAUCCAAGUACCGUAGCCCAGAGAACAGCUACAGUAGUUCGCGGUGUUCGUCGACGGUUUCGAAUCGAUAUUCCUCCUCCUCCUCUUCAAAAACGUCUCCAUACUCUUCGCGAACGUCCACUUCGAGCUCCUACAGAAGCGAUCGAGAUUAUCGAUCGAUGAGUCGCACUGAAAAUGAGGUUAGGGCCACGGAAAAAGCAAAAGACGAAUUUCCUUGUCGGGAAUCGAACCCGGGGCGCUAAUGCUAAACACAGUGCGCUCGUAAAUUGCGGAGUGUCGUUGUAGCUUUUGAAAAUUUGCAGGUCUAAAAAUGGAGUUCAAUUCGAGUUUACGACCUUUAUUUCUAUCUUUUUGUCUUGAAAAACGUCUAGAAACCAAUAUUUUACUGAUUGGAAACCGUUCUUUACAGAAUUUAGAGUUUUUCAUGUUUUUAGCGUCAUUUUCGCAUUUCGUCAAAACUUCAAACCUUUAUAUUUCAGCUCAUUUUGCAUUUCAUGAGCCCAGCGAACGAUAAAAAUGUUCGCUGAAUCUUUCUUCAUAAAAUUCAGGUUCCGGCGGUUAGUUUUUAUGAGCAGUUUUCGAAAACUAUUCGAAAAACAUCAAAAUCCAGGCCAAAACCGUCAAAUCGAAAUAACUCGACUAAUUCUCAACGAUAUGCGAGAUUUCUGUUACCAAAACGUAGCUAGUGCUCUAAUUAUUUGGAGCCAGGUUCCAGGCGUACAAAAAAAUAGGUGUAUUGUACAGAAAACAUGGAAAGAACGCGGCCUCCCGUUGAAAAUUAAUUAAUCGGCCGCCGCGUAAAUCGACACAGCCCGCCGUGCGCUCCAUUGAAAUUAUUCGCGCCAGUGGGAGAUCGUGCCGCGUGGGUGAAAAAAAAAACACGAAUCCUAACCACUACACUACAUGGGAUGGAGGGCGCGCGCGAGGGCAAUGCUAUUAUAAUAGAUUGCAGGAAGAGGACGAGGUGGAGAGCACUUUCCGCAAACUCUACCGCAAAUACGUGACCGAUAGUGAGCCGGAUUUGAGCAAAAACGACAAGUUCGAAGGGUCGCUGGCUGAAAAAGGUAAUUUUCUUGACAUUUUAAGCGCUCGAACAACAACAAAAAUUGCCGAAAAAUAACUAAAGUUCAUGCGCUCAAGAAUUUCGCUUUGGCCUAUUCAAUUGUUCUAUCAGAGCAAACAUUGGAAAUUCAUCAUUUUUCGCGGCUAUUUAUGUGAAAAACAUGAAAUUUGGUUUAAUCGUUCCAGUUUCACGACGCUUCGAGUCGAAAAGUGAGGCGGAAGAGGAGGAAUCGGAUUUAUCGAUUUCCGAAGAGGACGACGAUGAGAUAUUGUCGAAGUAUCAGUCGAAAGGGCUCAGAAGAGCCAGCUCGGCGAGCUCGAUCACUCCGAGAGCCUCGGUUUGCAACUCGCCGAGCAAAGAUGUGACGCCCAAGUGCUCGCCGCUUCCCGCCAGGAAAGUGAGUCUAUUCUCUUGAUUUAAAAAAUGCUUCGAUGAAGAAAGCAGCUAUCCAAAGGCUCCGCAGAAAAGCUGCCGCUGAGCGAUAAGACAAUUGUGUGAAACUGUGAAAAUUUUCUUUAAAAUUCCAGGAUGCGCCGAUUCCGAAUCUGGUGUCCGAAUCGGAAUCAGAAGUCGAAGAAGAGGCGGAAUCGAUCGAUAUGAAGCCGUUGACGAGAAGUUUCCACAUGCAAGCCACUUUCGGCGCGUUGAUGAAGGAUUCGGAGGAAUUGCUGAGGACCGUCACGGCUUCCGAACAUUCGGAGCUUCCAGAAGUCGUAAAAAAGGAUUCCGCGGAAGCUCAGAAGACGUCCAAAAAUGUGCAGAUAAAGACAUCUGACGUCUCCAAGGAAUCUGAAGACGUUCUGAAGUUUUGUGAAGUUCAGAAAGUUUCGGAAGAUGUGAAAAAGGACCCAGAAUGUGCCAAGAAGAACUCUGAAGACGUCAAAAGUGUUGCUGAAGCAAUUUUCCCAAAAAUCCCGAUUGAAACAGUGAAAAAAGUGGCGGCUUCCAUAAAAAUCAACGGAAUUCCUGUAAAAAUGGAAAACGGAGAAGAGAAGGGGGAAAAAGGAGCGGUUCGCAUCCGAAUUCGCGCCGAUAAAUCGCCCAGUCGAGACAAAGAGGUCGGCCUUUUUUUUUUGAUAGCAAAUUUCACAAAAUCAAUCAAAAUCAAUGUCCAGAAAAAUGGGUUUUUCUUGCAGGUUUCUCCGCCCGAAAAUCUCAUUUCGACGGCGGCAAAUGUGGUUUUACAGCAAGAGGACAGAUCGGAUGAGAAUCUUCGAGAAUUUUCCAAGGAAAAAUCAUCGGAAAGCGACACGACGACCACUUCUUCUCGAGGUUUUUGAAUCAUUGACUUUUUAUCGAAAAAAAAUUCGUUCGCGUGGGAGGGGUAAUUUCGAACAGCUGUUGUGCUCCGCGGAGCUCACUGAGCCACUAUGGGCUCACUUUUGCAUCACAACAAUAGAAAAAUGAGAAGAGUUGAGUGUCUUACGAAUUUUUUCGCUCAAAAAAUUGAUUUUUUUUAAAGAAUCGUUUGAUUGUCUUCGAAUAAAACCAUUUCUAGCCUCGAGCCUUCGAAAACGACGCGAUCCGAAUCGAACUCUUGAGAAUUUGCAGUCGAUUUUGAAAGCGGAAAAAAUGAAGGAUUCGACGGACAAUUCGGAGGAAUCAGAAGAGAAAAAAGUGGAGAAAACGGAAGAAAACGAGGUGAAAUCCGAGGAAAAAGUGAGUAACAAACUUAUGGCACAGUCACUGAACGCUGCGAAUUUCUGAAAGUUUGAAGCCAUACUUUCUUCCGUGGCACCUGUAUUCAAAACAUUUCUGGAACAGAAUUCAUCGUAAUUUUUCAAUAAUUUUCAGAACAUACGUCGCAUUCCGAUCCCCCUGGUCCUGAUCACCGAACCUUCGAAUCCGUCGACUCCUCUGGCCACCACUCCGGUCACCACGGCCGCCAGUAUCUGUUUGUGGAACAAGAGAUCGAGUUCGUCGACGGAAGAAGAAGGAGACGAAGACGAGUACGAGGUGGGAUUUCCCUUCGAACCCUAA
Molecule: messenger RNA, 3726 nt
Organism: Caenorhabditis sp. 36 PRJEB53466
Lineage: Eukaryota; Metazoa; Nematoda; Chromadorea; Rhabditida; Rhabditidae
Source: the annotation of a GenBank genome assembly